Messenger RNA from Sporisorium graminicola, 1863 nucleotides. RefSeq lists its product as uncharacterized. Gene Ontology annotation, molecular function: DNA-binding transcription factor activity, RNA polymerase II-specific; zinc ion binding; RNA polymerase II transcription regulatory region sequence-specific DNA binding. The transcript has a single exon. Lineage: Eukaryota; Fungi; Basidiomycota; Ustilaginomycetes; Ustilaginales; Ustilaginaceae. Bases 1 to 1863 code for a protein of 620 amino acids. Gene Ontology annotation, cellular component: nucleus. The record is from RefSeq and is a predicted model, not a curated record. Gene Ontology annotation, biological process: cellular response to starvation; regulation of DNA-templated transcription.
AUGUCUGGUCGAUCAGGCGCUCCUCUCAAUAGCAUGACGUACGGCAUGGCUCCGCCGAUGCAUCCGCAUCACCUCAACCAGGGUCACGACUCGGCUUCGCCCGUCCCCCCUCCUUCUGCCUACGGUCACCAGCAGCAGCAACAGCAGAUGAGCCAGUACGGCGCCUCGCAGGUCGGCUCCAACUUUGCCUACGCCAGCCAGGGCUUUUACGGCCACCCUGCUCAGCACCACCCAAGCGAGGUCGCCUCUCAACAGCAGCAGCACGCCGACUACUACUCGCACCACACCUCUUCGCCCCAGAUGGACCCUAACGGCCAGCUCUACGCCGCCCACCAGAUGAGCCAUCCGGACAUGAUGUCCGGCGGUCAGUUCCAAGGUCACCACCCGGACCUCUUGGCGCAUCAGCACGGAUACGCCGCCUUGCAAGGUGCAGGCAUCCGACCCAAGCGCAAGCAGGUCAAGAACGCCUGCAUCAACUGCCAGAAGGCGUGCAAAAAGUGCGACGAGGGUCGACCCUGCGGUCGCUGCGUUAAGUACGGUCUCGUCGACACGUGCCAGGACAGUGCACGCAAGGAGAGGCGUCGUGGCAUCAAGCGUGGACCAUACAAGCGCAGGGCUACCACGGGCUCGCAGCCCACUAACCCUUCUCUGUCCGUCUCUGGGCCCAUGUCAUCGUACGGCCGUGAUGGCCACAUCUCGCCUUCGAGUCGCAGUGAUGGUAUGCUCGGUAGCACGCCCGGUGGCGAGUCGAGCUUCUCCAGCCCAGCUUUCAACACCCAAGUGCUUACCUCGCGUCCGCAAAUGUCGCUCCAGAUGCCCGGCAACGGGUGGCAGACCAGUUCCACCAGCCCCAACGUCGACGAUCGCGAAGGUUUGAGGGCGAGGUACGGUCAGCCCACCGGAUCGACCCAAGCGUCUUACUAUGGAUAUGAGCAGGACGCCGUGCAUCACACGUACGAUCGGAGUAGUUCUGCACCAGUGAACCAGCCCGGCUCGAUGCUCAGUCCCGUAGGCCGCUUCCCUCAAUCGGGCACGCCGCAGUCGUCCACCUCUCAGCUGCCCGGCCUGGGCGGCGGUUUCGCAAGCUCGUCCAACAGUAGCUACCUCGGCGGCGUUUACGGUAGCGGCGGUCGCAUCGGUGGUGUGAACAACGGCUCGACGUCGUCGCUCAUCAGCCCCCCUCUACACGCUUCUAACUCUAACGCUAGCUUCCUCUCAGCCUCGUCGGCUCCCAACGGCAUGGCGCACCACCGCUUGCACUCGGAUAGCAGCCUGGCUACGUUGAGCUCCAACGGCGCUUCGUCCAGCACCAUGUCUCCGCGUACUCCCUUGAACGCUCCCGGGGCGGAGCCGCCACUUCUCUCACCCUCGGGCAACAACAAGUUGUCGAGCUCCUUCACAACUCCCCAGCCCACGGUGCCGUCGGCUUCGGGCACGUUUUUGCAGCAAGACACCUCGAGGCCGUUUGCGCUCAAGAUGCCCAAGGCGCCCGCUCGCGGUCGUAGCGGCACUGGCAGCUCGUAUCUCGACCAGCAGCAAGGAUACUACGGCAACAACCUCGCCCCCAUCAACGUCAAGAUUCCCGGCCAGAUGCACCAGCAGCCUCAGCACCAACAGCAGGCACAGCAGCAGCAGCAACAACAACAGCAGCAGCAGCAGAUGCAGCAGUUCCAGCAGCGUUCAAGCCCUUACAUGGCCGUUCAAACGCUCGGCAGCGGCGCUGAUGACCGCCGCCAGUUCUUCAACAGCACCACACCGAGGAUGGACCUUUCCCCAAAUGCGGGCAUGAUGUCGAUCAAGGCGGAACGCGAGGUCGGUGGUGCUCCUCCUCCUGCGCCUGCUGGAUCGCUCGGUCUCGCCUGA